UGCCGGGGAGACCCAUUAACCCCCCGGGCCCGGCCCGCGCCCUGCUCCCGCUGGGACCGCCCCGGGCUCUGCCCGCCCCGCUGCGGCGCUGCAGCCUCCAGAAAAUACAUUCUGCCUGAGAAGUACUGCAUUUACACCUUUCACCCACCAGAGGACACUGUGGAGCCAGACCAGCCAGCAGUAAGCUGGGCUCAUCACAGCACUCUGCCUGCAGAGCCAGGCUACAGAAUAACAUCCACAUUUCACUCCAGAUCAUCCCCUACUCCCAGGGGGAAGGAAAUGGCUGCAAUGGAGCUGGCUCAGGGGCCGGUGACUUUUGAGGAGGUGGCUGUGUAUUUCACCAGGGAGGAGGGGGCUCUGCUGGACCCUGCUCAGAGAGCCCUCUACAGGGACGUCAUGCAGGAGAACUAUGAGACGGUGGUCUUGUUGGGGUUUCCAGUUUCCAAACCUGAUAUGAUAUUCCAGAUGGAACGAGGGGAAGAGCCGUGGGUCCCAGACAUCCAGCGCUCUGAAAAAGAAGUGCUCCCGAGAGCUACCUUCACAGGGAGUGACCUAUGUCUGGAUUCUCCCUGUCUCCCAUCAGGUGAGAAUGAGGAGGAGAAACCCCAGCAGGAAGAUGCUGAGCAAGUAGAACAACAUGGAACGUUAUCAGGAAGAUCCAAAGGGAAUGUUUCCGGGAGUUGUGAAUUCCCAGAAAAAGCAAAAACCUGGGAGAGUCAGCACAGGCCAGAGGAAAAUUUCAGUAGCCACUCAGACCUUACUGGAAAUGAGAGAAUCAACUUGGAAGAGACAUGCUACACAUGCCAUGAGUGUGGGAAAAGCUUCAAACACCGCUCUGCCUUUAUAACACACUAUAGAAUCCACUCUGGAGAAAGACCCUACACAUGCUCUGAGUGUGCCAAAAGCUUCAGUCAUAGCUCAACCCUUAUUAGACAUCAGAGAAUUCACACUGGAGAGACACCUUACACAUGCUCUGAGUGUGGGAAAAGCUUCAAUCACAGAUCAGCCCUUAUGACACACCAGAGAAUUCACACAGGAGAGAAACCCUACACAUGCCCUGGGUGUGAGAAAAGCUUCAGGCAUAGUUCAGCCCUCAUCACACAUCAGAGAAUCCACACUGGAGAGAGACCCUACACAUGCCUUGAGUGUGGCAAAAGCUUCAGUGAUAGCUCAGGCCUUAUCACACAUCAGAGAAUCCACACUGGUGUGACACCCUACACAUGCCCUGAGUGUGGGAAAAGCUUCAGUCGGAGCUCAGCCGUUAUCACGCAUCAGAGAAUCCACACUGGCGAGACACCUUACACAUGCACAGAGUGUGGGAAAAGCUUCAGUCAGAACUCAACCCUUCUUAGACAUCAGAAAAUCCACACUGGAGAGACACCCUACACGUGCCCUGAAUGUGGGAAAAGAUUCAGUCGGAGCUCAUACCUUAUCACACAUCAGAGAAUUCACACUGGAGAGACGCCCUACACAUGCUCUGAGUGUGAGAAAAGCUUCAGUCAGAGGUCAAACCUUAUUAGACAUCAAAAAAUCCACAUGGGAGAGACACCCUACGCAUGCCCUGAGUGUGGGAAAAGCUUCAAUCAGAGGUCAAACCUUAUUAGACAUCAGAGAAUUCACAUGGGAGAGAACUGUAACAAAUGUCUUGAUUAGGGCUGUGCAAAGAUUUAAAAAAAAUAAUCACAUUUGCUAAUUCUCACAUAGUUAUCUGUGCACCAUCUUCACUGUAGUCUCUCAGGUCCACCAGAUGAGUUGCCUGCUUCUGCCUUUGCAUCUCACCUUCUUUGGGGUCACUCCUCUGAUCUUUUCUAUCAACUGCUUUCCUUUUGAGUCAUAGGAGUGUGUGUCCCUCAGCCAGAAAUGUUCAUCGGCUCCAGGUGGGAGAGAGAAGUUAGAUCCCAACAAGCUACACUGAGGCAAAAACUACCUGUGCCUUACAUCUACUAGGACUGUACAUGGCGUUGGCUGCUCAAGUUAGUGAUCUUGGUGUAAAAAGACAAUUAUAUUUGUAGAGCAGAUGCAGUGGUUGGCAUUAGCUCUCCCCUUGA
Malaclemys terrapin pileata is the source of this 2048-nucleotide messenger RNA. Its product is annotated as zinc finger protein 501-like. The transcript is spliced from 6 exons. The record is from RefSeq and is a predicted model, not a curated record. Bases 280 to 1653 code for a protein of 457 amino acids. NCBI's taxonomy places the organism in Eukaryota, Metazoa, Chordata, Testudines, Emydidae. Gene Ontology annotation, biological process: regulation of DNA-templated transcription.